AUGAGGGCCGCUAGUACGGGGGCUUUCCCCACCAUGGGAUCUCCUGCAGGUAUUCAUUCCGCGAAUUCACCUUUGGCAGAAAAUGCACUGAACACUUCUGUCGGCGAUCCUGCAGGCCUCGCUAGCGUGCUGCGUGCUGCUGUACCGGCAUAUGGCAAGGCGCAAUGGGUUGAGGAGGCCGACAGCAGGCGGAGGCUCAGAGAAGCGGAGGCCUUUUUACUAACCCUUCGCUCGGUGGCUUGUGGUUUUCGUGCUGCAGAGCUAGAAUCCAUCCACAGAGCAGUCAACACUGCUGUGACAGACUUCUUCAGGGGCACACCCUACGAAGCUGUACUUCUCCCCCUGAUGCACUACUGCGUAAGCCUUGUGGAAUGCAGGAUCUCGAGUGCAAGAGCCCUAGAAACCACACAGACGGGACGGCAGCAUCGCGCAACAGGGCACUUUUUUCACCAAGUGGAGAGUCUCGUGGCAUUCAGGGAAGUGGAUGGCCCCUGUGGCAUCUUGUGCCUUUUGUGCUCAGGAAUGCAUGCGGAAAACACAAGCGGACUUGGUAUGAUUUUUCCGACUGCAGCCACACUACCAGCAGCGGGACCAGCCAUCGAAAAUGCGGUAUUUGGAGGCGCAGAGAUGCUGCGGAGAACCCGAAGAGCAGAGGCGCUGCUUAAUCAGAGAGACUCAGCUGCCCGAGAGGUUUCCCAUUACACGAAGAAACUGACUUUCUUGAAGGGGCAGCCUGCAGCUACACACAAGGCAAAAGUUCGCCUCCUGAGGAAUGAGCAAAAGCUCUCCAAAGCUCUAACCGAUUUCUACGAGAAAGAACAAAUAGUAAAGUGGGUGUGGGGCCGUGCGGCUGCUCGCAUGUUCUCAGCCUUCAGACACAAGGAAUCCAACGACCUUGAGCAACCACCGCUCGACACGCGGAGGGCCUCAUCUUGUCUUUUCUCUGUAGAGGAAGGGGAUGGAGGUGACGGCGAGGCUGCCUCUGUUGCAACGGGGGGAGCGUUCCCAGGGGCCUCCCGAUGGAGCGCUUCCCAGAGUGCAGGGUUCCCUCCUGCCCAUUCCACAUCUACGGAGGAGGCCCCUGUUUUCCCCGAAUCACGGCAGCAGGGAGAAGCCUUCAAUGGGGGCCCCUCACCUAGCGGCAGUACACCGAACCCCUUCGCGGCUUCCCAGCGUCCCUCAGGGCAAGAAAGGGCAUCCACGAGCGCUGCAAAGGAAUCUCAGCAAGCGGCAGCGGUAGGAUCUUCUGCAACAAGGGGGCAGUGCCAUCAUCAGGAGCGCUCGUGGAGAGGGCUCCAGCUGUGGGAUAGCGACGAAGGCUCCAGUGAGCCUCGCUCGCGACGAGUUGAGGGGCCUCGUGAAGCUCCUAAUGCCGGCCUGCAGUAUCCCUCUGCAUCUGCAAGGGAAGCAGUGCCAGUUGCUGCAACGGACUGCGAUGGCGUGGAUACCACUGAGCCGUCGACGUCUUUCUCUUUCUACGAAUGCAUGCAGCACCAACCAGGGAACGCAGCCCGCCCGGCUUCUCCUGGUGGGGGAUCAAACACGGGGGGGAGGAGCCACUAA
This is a messenger RNA of Cyclospora cayetanensis, 1563 nucleotides long. RefSeq lists its product as uncharacterized. The transcript has 8 exons. The coding region runs from base 1 to 1563 and encodes 520 amino acids. NCBI's taxonomy places the organism in Eukaryota, Apicomplexa, Conoidasida, Eucoccidiorida, Eimeriidae. The record is from RefSeq and is a predicted model, not a curated record.